UUGUGUUUUGCUGCGUGUACAUAGAAGCUAGCAAUCAGUCUGCUAGUUUGAACCCGUUUUCUGUUGUUUUAUCUGUUCUGGUUUGCUGUCAACUUGUUGUUUAGAGUUUUAUCGCAUCACAUAAGCCAAUAUUCACAUACCUCGUCAUAUAUGUCACAUGACAAACUAAAGUCUUCAUUCAAGUCGCGUUGAAUGGAUUUAUGCUCAGAAGACAUGUACGACAUAUUCAAAGGCGAAGUCUGGAAAGAGCUGGGACCAGUGGACCCUAACUGGUUUGAGAUAUUAACAGCACAAGCGCCGAUUAUUGAAGAAACUGUUACUGAUCGAGAUGACCUAUGUGCUAAUCAAGAGGGAAAUUUUAAAAUACCUUUAGACAAAGCUGCAGCAGACACUCAGCUGUUUUCAACGCCCAAAGUUUUCAGACGCAGUCAAAUUGUGUCUCCUGACACUGAGGAUGAACAGUCGUUCACAGCUCCACAAGAAAAAGGUACAUUGCCAUGGAUGGUAACUCAAAGUCCCUGUUUGUUUCAGGAUUCAAAAGUGGGGGACCCAGGUGUGAAAUGUGGAGGCUUUCAGUCUCAGAAUGAUAAUAGCUUUGAAUUACUCAAUACCCCAAAGAAAUCUCCAGUCAGCUAUGCUCAACAUAUUUCUGAAAGUCUUGGUGCACAGAUUAAUCCUGACAUUUCAUGGACCAGUUCCUUGAAUACACCACCAGCAUUGCCAUCCACUCUGAUUUUAUCUAAGGCUGAUGAUGAGAGUCCCUGUCCAGCGAGUGUUACUGCAGACAGAAAUGUCGUUUUUGUGCGGAAGCUUUUCCCUUCACUUUCUAAAGAAUCCACAGUUAUGGAAACCAAAAACAAGAACAAGCCUGCUGUUUCCCAAGGAGCUGGUAAUUGUGGAGUCCAUGAAAGCCCUCAAACUACUUUAAACCAGAGUGAGGGCAUUUGGCAGCAGAAAGUACCAGAUGCUAAUGAAGAUGAAGAACUUCAGAGCACAGAAGCAGGUGUUCUUGAUGGAGCUGAAAAUGUUCCAUCCAUGCUUUUUGCCAACAGUAACUCAGCUCUGAGAAAAGUGAAGCCUGACAGAAUCAAACGGAGGCAAAGCAUUCAGACAGAAGAGAACGACUGCAGCUCUAAAGAUGUCUCAACAACACACAGUGAAGAGGUAACAUCUGAUGUGGAACCAGGCACAUUUUCCUCAUCCCCACCGGUUAAAACUGGAGAUACUGCAGUCAGCCAGUGGUCUCCAUUGAAUUUAUCUGAAAUUCCAGCUUGUACUGUGGAAAAUAACAUCUUAACAGAAAAACUGCAAGGCAACACUGAUUCUAACCAGCCUGCCAGACCUUUAGUAAAAAUCACAGAAUCUGUAUUUAUUAGGAAAAAGAGAAAAUUUGUUUACACUGUUGGAACUUUAAAACCACAAGUUCAAGGAGAAGAGCCUCAUUCUCAGAAGAUGGACUUACUUAAAAUGCCAGAAUCUGGACAAGAUGUGACUAUUAAGCAGUUGAAGAAAGCCCCAAAUGAAGCAGACUGCUGCAAUACUGGGAAGAGUGCAGUGAAAAAGCAACUAAAACUUCACGGAGAAAAUCUCCUUCAGUCUGCAGAAGUUAAAGUGCAGGGUCUUGAUAUGUCACAGCUUUGUAGAGAUUUUGCACAAGACUUCAGUCAAGUGUCAGACUCUGAUGACCAGGUUAAAGUAGCAGAGGAUAUUCAACAUGACUUCUCUCCAUCAGCCUGUCUCUCAGCUAUGAAACAAGCUAAGCAGAAGGCAAGGCAAGCAGACCUUCAUCGUAGCUAUGAUGGUACCAGUCAUGGAAAAACUUCUACCAGUAAUCAAAAUACCUGUGAACAUGCCAUAAAUGACAGUGGAUUUCAUUCUGCUGUUUUAAACACUACCCAUAUGACCACAUCAUCAUAUGGUUUGCCUUGCUCUGAAAACACUGGCCAGAGUCGAGAGUGGUCUGGUUUUAAAGCUGAUAGCCACAUCACCGCUCCUUCCUUAUUUACAAAGAAAGAAAAUGAAAAGGUACAUUUGGAUGCUGGAGCAGAACCUACAUUGAUGAGUGGGCAGAGAAAGCAGACACAGGUCCUUGGAGAAAAGAGUGAGUCACACACAGAGAGCACAUCAACACAGCAACCCAUCAGUACAAAGGGAGCUGCUGAUAACAUGUACCGUGCACCAAUAAAUGGUCAGAUUCAUCCACAUUUGCCAGAGAAAACAGCUGCUUCUCUUCCCUCUGGCUAUGCAUCAGGAUUCAAAACUGCUUCAAACAAAGGCAUACAGAUUUCCUCAGCCAACCUGGAGAGAGCCAAGCGUCUUUUUGAAGAGACUGAAGGUGCAAAGACUUUUAUUGAUCAGUCCACCAAAUGUGACCGUGCCACUAAAUAUAAAACCUGCAUGAGUAAUGGAUCUGUUAAAAGUACAACUGCUGAAACAUCUAGUUCUCAAUUAACAGCUUCACAAAGAGCUGAUGUCACUGAACUGUGCUCUCUCUUAGAAGAAGCCGACAGCCAGUUUGAAUUUACACAGUUCAAAACUGCAAAAGUCAAAGAACACUGUCAAUACGGAACCAACUCUCCAAAAAAGAUGGACAAAGAAAUUGACCCUGACUUUCUUGCAGGCAUUGAUUUUGAUGACAGCUUUAAUUCUGAUGCUGAAGAUCAUUUAAAGGUAAAUGUGAUGCCUAACUCAAAACACAUUGCCGAAUGCGAGAGAUGUCCAAAUCAUCUUUACAGAGCUGAGCACAGCGAAGCUGCCAAGCUGGAGAAGAGCGCAACUUUGAUGCUCGAUGUUGCAUUUAAGACUGCAGGAGAAAAUGUUUUAAGAGUUUCUAAAAAGUGUCUGAACAAAGCUAGAACUUUGUUUGCAGAUUUGGAGAAAAGUCCAACAGAGAAAUCACCAAAUAAUCAAAACAAUGAAAUGGAAGAAAAGUUCAACAUGGAUUCUAACAUGUGCAAGAAAGAUCUAAAAUUCACCCUCAAAGAUGACCAUCAUGUUGGAAGAAAAAUUCAGAAUGUAGAGGAGUCCGUCUGUUCCAACAAACAAGUCACAGGUUUUGGAGAUGACAUCAAAAGUUUGCGAAAUAGCAAAAUUGACACAACCAUUUGUCAAAGUGGCUUCCACAUGGCUAGUGGCAAGCAGAUCUCUAUUUCAGCAAAAUACAUGCAACAGGCUGAUGCUCUUUUCAAAGACUGUGAUGUAAUGGACUGUAAUGAUGGCACCUCUAAUAAGAAGAGCAUAAAACAUGUUGCUGAAAGUGUUGAAUCUAAGAAAAGCAUUUCAAAAUUCAACAACCUAGAGAGCAACAUUUCUGAGGAGCAAGUCAAAAGGUUUAAAAGGCUGGAAAAUGCAAAUGCUGAACUGGCUGCACAUCACACAGACGAGCCACAUGUGGAUAAAGUUGAAAUAGGCAGUAAUUGUUCCCUGGCUUUGAAAAAUGCAGCUUCUCUCCAUAGAAAUACAUGUUCUUCCCUGCGACAGACAACUUCAAAGAAUAUUGAUUCAUCUGUUGUUGAGUGGAGCAGUGGUGAUGGAUUUUGUACGGCCAGUGGGAAGAAAGUUUCUGUUUCAGCUGUUUCAAUGAAAAUGGCUGAAUGUCUGUUGGGUGAAAUUCAUACACCUGUGGACACUAAAAGAGAACCUGAUCAAAUAGAAAAAACUUCAAGAACAGAGCAGCUAACCGCUCAGGUUUUACCACCAAAGAACAGCGGAUUUCAGACAGCCAGUGCAAAAGAAGUCACCAUUUCAGAGGCAGCUCUAAAGAAAGCAAAAACCCUGUUCCAGGAAUGUGAAGAACUUGAGGAUAAAUCCAGCGCUUUACCACCACUUUACAAGGUUAAGGUGACUGGUCCACCUGUCAUGAAUAGUGGGUUUUCUACAGCCAGUGGUAAAGCUGUGGCAUUUUCAUCUGAGGCUUUACAGAAGGCUAAAGCUCUCUUCAGUGACACGGGUUUGAGUACAGAUAUUCCAGCUGUUUCAGACACAACGAGAAGUGUCAAGAAACAUGAAGAUGCUCAAGAUAACAUUAAGAUCAUGGAUUGUGGUUUCAAAACUGCAGGUGGAGCAGCAGUCCGUGUCUCACAGAAGAAUCUUUUAAAAGCAAAACAUCUUUUAAAAGAAUUUGAUGAUUUGGUUUUAAGCAAAGAAAUACAAGAGGCGGGAUCUUUCUUUAAAGGAUAUGAUAAGGAUGGUGGCAAUGCAAUGCUGGCAAGGGAUAAGAAAGCUAAAGUACCUUUGAGCAAGGGUGACAGUGAAGAGAAGCCUCUCGCACAGCUUAAUCCUAAUCAAAGGAUGACCGUCGCCAUUUCUGAACAGCAUGGAAAUAAAUGCACAGAGGACACAAACAAACCAGAGAAACUGAAAGAAAGCACAUUGUCAUCAGAGAAAAGUAGAUUUCAGACAGCCAGUGGGAAAGUUGUUGCUCUGUCACCUAAAGCUCUAAAGAAAGCAAAGGCUUGGUUAAAUGAAUGUGCACGAGUUGAGGAUAAAGUGGGUGCAGCACCAUUACAUCCGAAGGUCACUGCUCUGCCAUUUAGUGGUGGUGGAUUUCAUUCUGCCAGUGGAAAGCCUGAGACCCUUCAGAAGGCAGAAUCUCUCCUCAGUGACAUCAGUUUCAGUGCAGAGAUCCCCGAUGUUUCACACACAAAGACAAGUGACAAGAGUGGAGACGUUGCAGAGAAAAGACACCUUGGUUUCACAACUGCAGGGGGAGCAAAAGUCCAUGUGUCACAGAAAAGUCUUUUAAAAGCAAAACAUUUUUUCCAGAACUUUGAUAUUUCUGCUUCAGCAAAAGCAGCACAAGAGGCAGGUCCUUUUGAAGAGCCUGGAAAUGGAAGCACCAUGGACAUGAUCAGACAAGUAAAACAGAAAGAGGACACUUUUCUACAACAGAAUGGUGGAUUUCAGACUGCCGGUGGCAAAGCUGUUGCCGUUUCAUCUCAAGCCCUGAUGAGAGCAAAGACCAUGUUAAGUGGAUAUGAAGGGGGUGAGAAUGAAAUGGGUGUUUUAUUGCCACAAGUCAGAAAUACAGUUACAGGUCCAUUUCUCGAGAGAAGCGGAUUUUCUGCAGCCAGUGGUAAACCUGUUGCAUUUUCAUCUGAGGCCUUACAGAAGGCUAAAGCUCUCUUUAGUGACAUCAGCUUGCAUACAGAUAAGCCUGCUGUUUCAGACACAAGAAGAAGUGAUAAGAAACAUGAAGAUGCUCAAAAUAUUACUGAGAAAAUACACAGUGGAUUCACAACUGCAGGGAGAGGAGUCCAUGUGUCAGAGGAGAGUCUUUUCAAGACAGGCAAUCUUUUGAGGGAAUUUGCUGGUGGGGAGUGUCAUUAUUCAGACUCAAAUUCAACAAGUCCACGUGACCUCCAGAAGUUAGAUCUGUCAAAAGUCAAAGAUGUGAAAAGAACUUCAAACUCAGGUGUUCCUGGAGUCAGGAAUGAGGAAAUCCCUGCGAAGAGAGAGACCUCAUCUGAAGUUACACCAUUUUCUUUGCAUGAGAUUAACCAAUUAAACAAAACAGUUGACAGCUUUGGUGUGCAAGGAUCUAGCUUUAUUAAAGACAAGACACUUACAGAUGUGUUUACGCAUCAAGAAGACAAAAUUGUCCCAUUAGCUACAACCCACCUACACAUUAGCUCUGGACCAGUAAAGUCACAUGUCGUGGAUUGUGACAUAACUGAGAGAUCUGAAGUUGAGUGUUCAGAUCUAAACUUGCAGUCAGUGAACCUCACUGGCUGCACAGAGACCCAGCAGAAGUUUCUUGCUCAGGAGGCCUUGGAUUGCACAAAGGCCUUGCUAGAAGAUGAAAGUCUUGCCGGCCAAAGUCUGUCAGUGACUUCAGAAAACAGGUCACUGCAAGAUGACCCAAAAGUCAGCAACAGAUCUCCAGAGGAGGAAAACAGGACGAGGAAAAGAAUAAUGGGAGAUGCAGAUCUGAUUAGUCAGCCGCCACUGAAAAGACGAUUACUGGAAGAAUUUGACAGGACUGUUGAUGGCGCAAAAGCUUCCGUACUCCAUCCUGUAAAAAGUUGUCCAAAUGGUUUGAUGAAGGACAGGGGAGUUUUCAAAUACAAUACCUCUCUUCAGCCAAACAUCACAAAGCCACACAGAGAUGAAAAAAGAUACAUAGACAUAAAAUUCCAAAAGACAACACCAACCGAUGGCUCUGCCACAGGAGGCAGCAGAUCAUCACAUUUCAAGAUGCCAGCAUUUGUUCCUCCCCUCAUCAAAAAUACAAAGCCAGUGACUCAAAAGAUUCCAGCGCUCAAAGAAAAUGCAAGCACACCUGUGUUUAUUCCACCAUUCAAAAAGCAAAGAACUGUUCUAGAAGAAAGCAUCUCUCAGCAACAAGACGAGGAGGAUAAAUGCCAGCAAAUAUCACAGUCUCACAGCAACACUCAUGUGCCACCUUCUAAAAAGCUCCAAGGCACUACACAUGACGCUGCAAACAACAGUUUGAUGAAUAAUCAAGGUGUUCUUGUAGACUGUCAGUCAGUCAGUUCUGGUGCAGAGGCAUCUCAUGUAGAUGAUGCAUUUUCUAGAAGCCAAGACGUGGAUCAGAAUCUUGAGAACAUUGAGCUGGCACGCGAUAUGCAAGACAUGAGGAUAAGAAAAAAAAAGCGCCAAACCAUUCGACCUUUACCGGGGAGCUUGUUUCUAACAAAAACAUCCGGGGUGAUGAGGAUCCCCUUAAAAGUGGCAGUGAAUGGAAAGCCCCCAACAAGAUGCACCUCAGAACAGCUUUACGAGUAUGGAGUCCAGAGGCAUGUUUCCGAAGUCCGCAGUGAGUCUGCUGAAUCUUUUCGCUUCAAUUUGCUGCAGUUCAUUAGGCAAGAAACUUUAACAGAUGGAGGUGGUGUUCAGCUCGCGGAUGGGGGAUGGUUGAUCCCCAGCAAUGAUUGGACAGCAGGAAAAGAAGAGUUCUACAGAGCAUUAUGUGACACUCCAGGUGUGGAUCCUAAACUGAUCAGUGAGGCCUGGGUGUACAAUCACUACAGAUGGAUUGUGUGGAAGCAGGCCUCAAUGGAAAAAUCCUUUCCAGAAACAAUGGGCAGCUUCUGUCUCACCCCAGAGCAGGUUCUCCUACAGCUAAAGUACAGAUACGAUGUAGAGGUGGACCACAGCCGCAGGCCAGCUCUGAGGAAGAUCAUGGAAAAGGAUGACACAGCAGCUAAAACUAUUGUUCUGUGUGUUAGUGAGAUUGUGUCCAGAGGUCAGUCCCCAGAAAAACAGAGCUGUAACAACAAGACUCCUCAAACUGCUGAUGCCAAAGUGGAAACAUUGGCUGUUGUUUGGCUUACGGAUGGUUGGUAUGCCAUUAAAGCCCAACUGGACGAACCUUUGACUGCCAUGCUUCACAAAGGUCUACUGGCUGUUGGUGGCAAGUUGAUCAUCAACGGGGCUCAGUUGGUGGGAUCACAAGAUGCUUGCUCCCCUCUGGAGGCACCCGAAUCUCUCAUGUUAAAGAUUUGUGCUAAUAGUUGCAGACGUGCAAGAUGGAAUGCAAAGCUGGGGUUUCACAGAGAUCCUCGGCCAUUUCUGCUUCCCAUCUCCAGUUUCUAUAGUAAUGGAGGACCAGUAGGAUGUGUUGAUAUUGUCAUGCUGAGAAGCUACCCCAUACAGUGGAUGGAGAGGAAACCAGAUGGAAGUGUUGUUUUCCGCUCUACUCGAGCUGAAGAGAAAGAGGCAAGGCAGUAUGACAACCACAAGCAUAAAGCUAUGGAGGUGUUAUUUGCCAAGAUUCAAGCUGAAUUUGAAAAGGAGAAAGGAAAUAUCAAACCCCAGCGCAGAAAACAAGUCAGUCAUCAGAAUAUUAGAAGUUUGCAGGAUGGGGAGGAGCUGUAUGAAGCAAUUGGAGAUGACCCAGCUGACCUUGAGGCUCAUUUGAGUGAACAGCAAUUGGAGAUUUUUCAUAGCUACAGGCGUUCAUUGAUGGAGAAAAAACAUGCUGAGCUGCAGGAUCGAUAUCGCCGUGCUGUAGAAGCAGAGGACAAUGACAUGAACUGCCCCAAAAGAGAUGUGUCACCUGUGUGGAGAAUCAGCAUUGCUGACUCUCUGGCCCAACCCAGCUGUGUUUAUCAGCUGAAUCUUUGGCAACCUUCCGCAGAUCUUCGGUCUUUAUUGAAGGAAGGCAGUCGAUACAAAGUUUAUAACCUCAUCACUUCAGAUGGAAAGAAACGCAGCAGCAUUCACACCAUUCAGCUCACCGGGACCAAGAAAACACAGUUUCAGGACUUACAGGCUUCACGAGAAUGGUUGUUGGCACGUUUUCAGCCAAGAGUCUCCACAAAUUUUGUGAAUCUUCAGAACACAGAAUUCCAGCCACUGUGUGGAGAGGUGGAUCUCACCGGAUAUGUGAUCAGUGUCAUAGAUGGACAGGGCUCUUCUCCUGCAUUUUAUUUGGCUGAUGAGAAACUGAACUUUGUGAAAGUACGCUGCUUCAGCAGCUUGUCUCAGGCUGGCCUGGAGGACGUGGUAAAACCUUGUGUCCUGUUGGCUCUGAGCAACCUGCAGCUCAGAGGCCAGUCCAUACAUCCCACUCCUGUUGUGUAUGCUGGAGAUCUUACUGUCUUCUCUACAAACCCCAAAGAAGUCCAUCUACAGGAAUCCUUCAGCCACCUCAAAAACCUGGUUCAGUGUCAAGAGAACUUCUUUCUAAAAGCUGAGGACAAGCUCUCACAUUUGGUCAGAUCUGAUGGUCUGAGCUCAAUCUCUCUGGCUCUGCUACCACAAACCCCAACUUCUACAACAGACAGAAGACAAGACUCAAAGACAAGUGUGACACAUCAGAAACCAAUCAGAAACCUUGGAUCCUUCACACCUGUCAACAGGAACCCUCCUGCAGGAACAUCUUCAACCAAAAAAGACCCUGUAAACUUGAAAAGGAGAAGAGCUCUGGAUUAUCUUUCUCGUAUCCCAUCUCCACCACCCCUCUCUCUUCUGGGCUCACUGGCUUCUCCAACUGUAAACAAGACAUUCAAUCCCCCUCGAAGGUCUGGGACACCUAGCACUUUAAAAAAUGCACCGACUCCUAUUAAAAAGCCCACUGACUCACUAGUAGAGGAUGAAUGGGUGAAUGAUGAGGAACUGGCCAUGAUUGAUACUCAAGCACUGCAUGGUGGUGAUUUGAAAUAGGUUUUGGCAACAAGACCUACCUUUAAAAACUGUAUAAAACUGUAUAAAUAAGUGAACAAGAAUACUGAAAGAUCAUUGAAAAAUACAUUCUAUAGUUGUUUUCAUUUUUGUCAUGUCACUGCACUCAUUAAAGUGAUUAAACUGCUUUGCACAUUAACAUCAUGUCAUGUCCACAG
This is a messenger RNA of Melanotaenia boesemani (Boeseman's rainbowfish), 9305 nucleotides long. RefSeq names its product BRCA2 DNA repair associated (gene brca2). NCBI's taxonomy places the organism in Eukaryota, Metazoa, Chordata, Actinopteri, Atheriniformes, Melanotaeniidae. The transcript has 27 exons. The coding region runs from base 193 to 9129 and encodes 2978 amino acids. The record is from RefSeq and is a predicted model, not a curated record. Gene Ontology annotation, biological process: regulation of DNA-templated transcription; double-strand break repair via homologous recombination.